Molecule: messenger RNA, 1908 nt
Organism: Pyrus x bretschneideri (Chinese white pear)
Lineage: Eukaryota; Viridiplantae; Streptophyta; Magnoliopsida; Rosales; Rosaceae
Product: plant UBX domain-containing protein 11
Exons: 11
Coding region: 191-1738 (515 amino acids)
Molecular function (GO): protein binding
Source: RefSeq, a predicted model, not a curated record
AAUCGGCGGGACCCUUCGCCCUUCCCCUUCCUAUAUGUGUCACCAUAAAAGGGCAAAGCAAAGAGCGAAGGGAAGGCGAAUCUCAAGCGGUUUCGAUAGUCAGAGCUUAACCUGUUAUACUCGGAAUCGUAUUUCUCGGAGCGAAUUCUCACGAAGGUUUUAUUGAAAAUUUGGAAUUUUUUCUGAAGACAUGGAACAGUCUCUCACCUCUCUUACAUACAAAGGUUCCAUACCUGAAGCAAUAACUGAAGCAAAGAAGCAGAGGAAACUCUUUGUUGUGUAUAUUUCAGGUAAAAAUGACGAGUCUAGUCGUUUGGAAAAUUCUACAUGGACUGAUCUAAAUGUGGCGGACUCAGUAGAAAAGUACUGCAUUUUAUUGCAUAUCCCUGAAGAAAGCACUGAUGCUGCUAAUUUUUCUGCAAUAUACCCACAGAAAUCUGUACCUUGUAUAACAGCUAUUGGAUACAAUGGUGUACAACUUUGGCAGAAUGAGGGUUUUCUCAGUGCUGAAGCUCUGGCGUCCAGUUUAGAGAAGGCAUGGUUGGGUCUCCAUAUCCAGGAAACAACUGCAACUGUAUUGAGUGCAGCUCUUGCUUCAAAUAAAUCCGAACCAUCGACUUCUGGGGUUCCUAAUGCUGUCUCAACUGGUGAAGAAAGUUCCUCAAGUAAAGCUGUUAUCUCCGAUGGAGGAAGUUCCUCAAGUACAGCAGUGGAGUCUCCCUUAAUUGACACAAAUGUUCAAUCUCCAGACGCUAUAGAUGCUGCAUCUGACACAGUGAUGAAAAAUAAAGGUCGUGAUUGUAAAAUUGAGUCCAGCUCUUCCACCAAAUCUGCCCAAGGAGUACAUGAUGUUGCUAUGGAAGACCUGAACAAGUCUGGAGGUGAUAUUGUUAAUCCUGUUGCUGAAGGUGGUUAUAGUGGCCCAGAAACGACCACUGUUAAUCAUUCAUGUGUCUCAGGAGAAGGUUCACAAGCAGUUAGUAAUGUAAAAUCUGAAGUUGUACAAGUUGAUAAGGGUGAAGUUGAAGAUGAUAAGAAGGUUGAGACCUUCGAGAAUUGUACGAGGGUCAGCAGAUCAAGUGAUGUUCACUUGAAUAUACGAUUGCCCAAUGGUGUCAGCCUGAAAGAGAAGUUUUCUAUAACAAGCACCAUGAGAAUGGUUAAAAACUAUGUUGAUGAAAACCAAGGAAGUGGUAUUGGCAACUAUGAUCUAGCCAUCCCUUAUCCUCGCAAGAUAUUCUGUGAUCAAGAUUUAAGCAAAUCAUUAUCAGAUUUGGGCCUGUUUGACAGGCAAGCAUUGAUAGUGGUUCCACGUCAGAAAGGGACUGGUUAUCUGAGUGGGACAUCUGCAUUCUCUGACCAAACAGACUCGAGAAAUACUGUUAGUUCCUCAGAUGGAAGCAAUGGGGGAUAUUUUUCAUAUGUGAAAAGACUUUUAUCGUACUUUAAUCCUCUUUCUUAUCUGGGCAGUGGUGCUAGCUCAUCAAGUUCGGGACAGCAAUCCGAAAAUGGCACAUGGGAAUAUAGCCCAAACCCUACACGUCGGUAUAGUGUCACUCAAAACGCUUCUACAAGUGGUAAAAGUGAGGAGAAAAAGAGCAGGAAGCCACCAGCAUCUGGUUUUGGAAGUAACAUUCACACUUUGAAACGUGACGAAGAUGAUGAGCGGUUCAGUGAUAGAAAUUCCUUCUGGAAUGGUAAUUCUACCGAGUAUGGCGGCAACGAUGAUGGUAAAUAAUAUAUUCAUACACCAUACUGAGAUAUUUUAAACUCAACCCUGUGCUUGGCCACAGCUGCUUCACUGUCUGCUUUCUGCUUUGUAGAUAAUAAGGGUUGUAACAAUAAUAAGUCCUGUGAAAUAAUUUGGAACUUGGCACAAAACGGAGCCUAGUGGUGUUUUAGAAUUCA